Molecule: messenger RNA, 2399 nt
Organism: Coffea eugenioides
Lineage: Eukaryota; Viridiplantae; Streptophyta; Magnoliopsida; Gentianales; Rubiaceae
Exons: 6
Coding region: 497-1720 (407 amino acids)
Source: RefSeq, a predicted model, not a curated record
CCCAGUUCUCCCUACCCAUCCAUUUUUCCAUUUCAGAACACCUUUGCGUUGCUCCUCCAUCCUUCCUUCUUUUCUCUCUCUUCAUUCAAUUCCCAAUUUCUCCAUCUUCUUCCCAACAACCUUUUUCGACCUUGUGUCUCUUCACCUCUUCAUCAUCUACAUAUUCCCCCACGCACAGACACACACCGCAUAUAUACACACAACUACGUAUAUAUCCAAGGGGAUUCCCCGACCCUGCGAUUUUGAUCUAUUUCAACAUUGCUAGGGUUUUAUUCAUUCGACCUCCAAAAUCGUUCCUAAAGUUAUCAAUUUCUGGCCUUUCUUGGAUUUAUUUCCUUAAAUUUGAUAUUUUGAUAGAUAAAGCCUGAAGUGUUAUCAUCUAGAGAUAAUCAUAGUUUUUCCGAGGUAGAUUAAGGUGUAAAGAUACUGAUAGGGUUUAAAGGAGGGGGUGAAGCGCGAAAUUUUAGUUUUUUGUUAGGGUUUUGUAUUGUAAAGGAUGUUGGGGGCUGGAUUGCAAUUUAAUAGGAGUAGACAUGGAGAAGAUCGGUUUUAUAGUGCGGCGAGGGCUCACCGGAGUCGGAAUCAGAGUCAGAAUCAAGAUAAUUUGAGGAGAGCUCAGAGUGAUGUUACGGUUAGCCAUUCUCCACAGUUGCCGGAGGCUGAGAGUCCCGCCGGAGCUACCGGAGAGGAGAAAUCAGUAGCCGCGGAGUUGUCCAAAAAGGUGGCAUUGAGGCCUUCGUGUAAUUUGGAACGGUUUUUGCUGUCCAUCACUCCUUCUGUUGCCGCUCAGUAUCUCUCUAAGACGACAAUGAGGGGAUGGAGGACGUGUGACGUGGAGUUCCAGCCUUACUUUGUGCUUGGUGAUUUAUGGGACUCUUUCAGGGAAUGGAGUGCAUAUGGUGCUGGAGUACCGUUGAUAUUAAAUGACAGUGAUGGUGUGGUGCAGUACUAUGUUCCCUAUCUAUCUGGCAUUCAAUUAUAUGGCGACUCGUCUAGAUCUUUGGCCAAAUCAAGGCAACUUGGUGAAGACAGUGAUGGUGACUAUUUUAGGGAUUCAUGUAGUGAUGGAAGUAGUGACUAUGAACAUGAGAGUGGUUGCAUUAAUUAUUCAAAGCAGCAAAGGAACUACAGUGGCCAGGCAAUCAAUGGCCCUCCUAGAAUUGAUCAGUUGUCUUUGAGAGACAAUCAACUGUCCUUUCAAGAAGGCUUUUCCAGUGAUGAAAGUGAGUCUGGGAGUUCUCAAGGAUCCUUGUUGUUUGAGUAUUUUGAGCGUGACCAGCCGUAUGGUCGGGAGCCUUUAGCAGACAAGAUAUCACAGCUUGCUCUUCGCUUCCCUGAAUUGAAGACGUUAAGAAGCUGUGAUCUACUCUCUUCUAGUUGGAUUUCUGUGGCCUGGUAUCCAAUAUACAGGAUACCCAUGGGGCCAACUCUUCGAGAUUUGGAUGCUUGCUUUCUGACAUUCCAUUCUCUUCAUACAUCUAUGACAGGGUUUCAAAGUGUGCCUGCUCCAACCCUUGCGUAUCCUGGCGAAAUGGACGGCGUUCCCAAGAUUUCGUUGCCUGUUUUUGGUCUUGCUCACUACAAGUUUAAAGCAUCAUUAUGGAUCCGCAAUGGGGGAUCUGAACGCCAAUUGUUGAACAACCUCCUACAGGAUGCCGAAAAUUGGGUGUCAAUGCGUCAAGUCAAUCAUCCUGAUUUCCUUUUCUUCCACCGGAGGUGAAAUCAAGAGAUUGCUACCCUUUGGUUUUAAAUUUUACAUUCCAAAGGGGAAAAUGGAAUUCAGCUUCGGCUUAUUUUUAGGCCAAUUAUGAAUUUCUUGGAAUAAAGUUACAAGGUUUUCUCCAGCUUCUUACUGUAGUAUUUACAAGUAUUAAAAAGGAGAAAAAGACGAGAAAAAGGAGGAAAAAAAGGGAAAAACAGAGAGAAGAAUAUGAAAUUUAGAGUAGAUGAAAUAGAAUUAAAAAAAAAGAAAAAGAAAAAGAAAAGGAUAGAUCAAGAACACUACAUAAUGGUUGGUUGAGAUGUAGAAUAAAACUGAGACAUUAAAGUAAGUGGGAGGAGGCGAUGAAAAGAAGUUAGCAAAGUUGUAGUCAGGAAGAGAGCUGAAGUGGGACUGCAAGCUGGCUGGCCUGGUCAGAUGCAUGAGCAAAUUUUGUCGUCCCUUUUGGUUUUCAUCUUAAGGGUUUUGAAAGUGCAGACUCCUCCAUUCUCCUGGGUAGAUGAUAUAUGAUGUUAACGCUUUUUAUCCUUUCAGGGGAUUUUGAUAGUUAAGUGUAAUGAUCUUAUAGUUUAGCUACCCCAUCCUGUGUACAUGAAUAUCUUGCUUCACUGUACUGUUUAAGUAGUAGAUUAAUGAAUUUAUGUUUAGAUAUCCCGUUAUUUAGUCUUUUUUAGAUUUA